Messenger RNA from Scomber scombrus (Atlantic mackerel), 2602 nucleotides. RefSeq names its product tubulin tyrosine ligase-like family, member 11 (gene ttll11). Gene Ontology annotation, cellular component: cilium. Gene Ontology annotation, molecular function: tubulin-glutamic acid ligase activity; tubulin binding. The transcript has 10 exons. NCBI's taxonomy places the organism in Eukaryota, Metazoa, Chordata, Actinopteri, Scombriformes, Scombridae. Bases 1 to 2208 code for a protein of 735 amino acids. The record is from RefSeq and is a predicted model, not a curated record. Gene Ontology annotation, biological process: protein polyglutamylation; microtubule cytoskeleton organization.
AUGAGUGAUCAUUAUGUCAAAGUCAAGGAUCAACUCGAGCAAAUGAAAUCGUUGGGCGAGGAUGCGGAGAAGCAGGGUGUGGAUGCUGCUGAGGAGGUGCAGGAGGUGCAGGUGUCUUCUCUCCCCCCUGCUUCUGACCCUCAGAGCAUCAUCAUAGCAGGCAGAGAUGCAUCCAACACCUCCAUCACCUGUAAGCAAAGGGGUAAAAGUCGCAGUAAGCCUGGAAGAGAUGCCAAACACACCUCAGACUUGUCAUCUGCUCACAUUGGGAAGAAUUUGAACAGGAUGGGGAAUGAGAAGACACUUCAUAUCAGAGGUACUGGGAAGAUACUGCUGGGUAAGCCUGCAGAGAGCAAUGGGAACUAUGUGACAAUCCAUCCAUCCAAAAAUAUCCAAGAGACACGUCGUGAGGAGGGAUUCAAGCAUGCAAAGAAGAGGAGACCUGUGACGGUGGACACCUCCAAAGCCAAAACCUCGCUGGAGGCUCUGAAGUUGAGCAUCAAGCAGCUGCAGUGGAAAGAGUUUCCUCUGGGAAGACGAGCAGCCUGCGAUAUCUACUGGCACGGUGUUUCCUUCCAUGACAAUGAAAAUAUUGUCUCAGGGCAAGUGAACAAGUUCCCAGGAAUGAUUGAAAUGCUGAGGAAGAUCAACCUGAGUCGUGCAAUGCGGACUGUGCAGGAACUGUUCCCAGAAGAGUACGACUUCUAUCCCCGUUCCUGGAUCCUACCUGAGGAGCACCAGCAGUUUCUCACACAGAUUCGCAUGGUGAAGGAGAACGACGCUACAGUGAAUUUCACCUUCAUUGUCAAACCAGAUGGAGGCUCUCAGGGGGACGGCAUCUACCUCAUCCGUGACCCUACUGAACUAAAACUCAUGGCGGGCUCACAGGCCAAACAGGCUGUAGUCCAGGAGUACAUCCAUAAGCCGCUGCUCAUUGACAAGCUCAAGUUUGACAUCCGCCUCUACGUGCUGAUAAAGUCCAUGGAGCCAUUGGAGAUCUACAUUGCCAAGGAAGGCCUGACACGUUUUUGCACCGAACCCUACCAGGAGCCAAGCCAGAAGAACCUGAGCCACGUCUUCAUGCACCUUACAAACUACUCCCUCAACGUCCACAGCAGCAACUUUGUCCACUCAGACAGCCAGAGCACAGGCAGCAAGCGCACUCUCUCCAGCGUGCUGUACAGGCUUGCCGCUAAAGGUGUCGACAUCAAGAAAGUGUGGUCUGACAUCAUUGCUCUUGUCAUCAAGACCGUCAUCGCCGUGGUGCCUGAACUUAAAGUCUACUAUCAGGCUGAUAUACCUCCUGGGAAACCUGGACCUACAUGCUUCCAGAUCUUAGGUUUUGACAUCCUGCUGAUGAAGAACUUGAAGCCAGUAUUACUAGAGGUCAACUCUAACCCCAGUAUGAGAAUAGAACAUGAACAGGAGGUGACACCAGGAGUUUUUGAAUAUGUUCCCAGUCCAGUAGAUGAAGAGGUCAAAGUGGGUGUGAUCAGAGACACUCUGCGCCUUAUGGACCCUGGUCACAAGAAGCCGUCAAUUUCCCAACCAAAGGCCGGUGGGUUUGAACACGGGGAGGAGAUUCCCAUGGAGGCGGAGUCCCAAGACAGGAGCCCGGAUGACGGAGGAACUCUUCCCUCUCUGUGUCUAAAGCAGGUCUACCCCAAGUACACCAAGCAGUUUAACUACCUGCGGCUGGUGGAGCGAAUCGCAGCUCUGUUCAUACGCUUCCUUGGCGUCAAGGGCAACAUGCGUCUGGGUCCAACUGCCUUCCGAACUUUCAUCAGGACCUGCAAGCUGAGCAACAGUAAUUUCACCAUGGCUUCAGUGGACAUCCUCUACAUAGACAUCACACGGCGUUGGUCAGGAGCGAUGCCCGACUCUAAGGAAGCAGGUAUGGGACUACAAGCAUUUGUGGAGUCCUUUUUCUACCUGGCAGGUCGCAGGUUCAAAUCCCUGCCGCUGAGGGGCCAGGUGGCGUCGCUGCUGGAGCUGUGCGAGGCUCAGCUCGACUCCCAGUCGGGCGCGGAAGACCGACGCUCCGUGAGCUGCAGCAGGGCGAUGCCACGAUGCACCAAGACUCAGACGCUCGGCCUCACCAACCCUCAGCUCUGCUCCCCGGCUCCCUUGCGAAGGGCGGCCAGCCAGGACUACCGGCUGCAUCAAAGACUCAAGCCGCGCACUCUCAGGGCCAACGUGGAGAACUGACGAGAGAGGGCUACAACUAGUCGUCCAACUCCGAAAAACACUACCUUCAGUCUCUUCCUGUGGAGCAGUAAAAUUAUGUGUCCAUCUCUCCUCCAGCUCCAACAAGGAUUGUAAUGGGAGCUAAGAGAAGGACUAGCUUGACCCCUGCUGGCUGAAUUACAGGAGGACUAUUAUCACCCUGAUUGCAGUGGGGGUGGUGGAGUGGUAAUAUAGAGAAGAAUAUAAGAAGGUUGGUGCAUUUCUCCCUCCUCCUCUUCCUGGUGUGACCAUAUAUGGCUCGUGUGGUCCAGUCAGGAAGAAGAUUUGGCUGCUUUUUAAUAUACUUAAUGAUUCUACAGGGCAGCUAUUCGCUCCCCUUCACCUUUUUGUCUGGCAACAAAUACACUAAAACCAA